Hypanus sabinus (Atlantic stingray) is the source of this 6135-nucleotide messenger RNA. RefSeq names its product oocyte zinc finger protein XlCOF6-like. The transcript is spliced from 2 exons. Gene Ontology annotation, molecular function: RNA polymerase II cis-regulatory region sequence-specific DNA binding; DNA-binding transcription activator activity, RNA polymerase II-specific. The record is from RefSeq and is a predicted model, not a curated record. NCBI's taxonomy places the organism in Eukaryota, Metazoa, Chordata, Chondrichthyes, Myliobatiformes, Dasyatidae. Gene Ontology annotation, cellular component: nucleus. Gene Ontology annotation, biological process: regulation of transcription by RNA polymerase II. Bases 517 to 1410 code for a protein of 297 amino acids.
GCAUUAGGACACUUUUCCGCAGAUGCUACUUGGCCUGCUGAACUCCUCCAGUAUUUUGUAUGUGUUGCUUCCUCUACCUCCUCUUGCUCUGGACUAUUCUACCGGUUAAAAAUGAGAAGGAAUUCGUCUUCAGGAAGCUCAAACACGGCACAACAGUUUUGUUGUCUCUGCCUAGGUAUUUAAGAAGUGGAGCAAGGGAUCCAAUUGACCACCCUUCCUGCUCAGACUGUGGGGAGGGAUCCUCUCGGUCAUUUGACCAACUGGCACGCCUGUAAUUUACACAGGAGAAAGGCCUUUCACCCGCUCAGACAGUGGGAAUGGAUUCACCCGGUCAUCGCAACUGAAGGUACAUCAGCAAGUUCACACUGGACAAGGCCAUUCACCUAUUCUGUGUGUGAGAAGGGAUUCAGUCGGUCUUCCCACCUGUGGACACACCAAUCAGUUCACACCACACCGGGCAGAGGCUGGUCAACUGCUGAAUUUCUGGGAAAAGGAUUCACUCAGUCAUCUGACCUGAUGGCUCACCAGCGAGUUCACACUGGGGAGAAGCCAUUCACCUGCUCAGAGUGCGGGAAAGGAUUUACACAGUCAUCUACCCUACUGGUACAUCAGCGAGUUCACACUGGAGAGAAGCCGUUCACCUGCUCAGUCUGUGGGAAAGGAUUCACUCAGUUAGCUACCCUACAGAGACACCAGCGAGUUCGCCCGGCGGAGAAGCCAUUCACCUGUUCAGAAUGUGGGAAGAGAUUUACUCAGUCAUCCCACCUACAGAGUCAUCAGCGAGUUCACACUGGGGAGAAGCCGUUCACCUGCUCAGUCUGUGAGAAGGGAUUCACUCAGUUAGCUACCCUACAGAGACACCAGCGAGUUCACACUGGGGAGAAGCUGUUCACCUGCUCAGUCUGUGAGAAGGGAUUCACUCAGUUAGCUACCCUACAGAGUCACCAGCGAGUUCACACUGGGGAGAAGCCGUUCACCUGCUCAGAGUGUGGGAAAGGAUUUACACAGUCAUCUGCCCUACUGAUACAUCAGCGAGUUCACACUGGGGAGAAGCCGUUCACCUGUUCAGUCUGUGAGAAGGGAUUCACUCAGUUAGCUACCCUACUGAAACACCAGCGAGUUCACACUGGGGAGAAGCCGUUCACCUGCUCAGUCUGUGGGAAGGGAUUCUCUGACUCUUCCACCCUUCUGAUUCAUCAGCGAGUUCACACUGGGGAGAGGCCGUUCAGCUGCUCCGAAUGUGGGAAGGGAUUCACUCAGUCAUCCCACCUACGGAGUCACCAGCGAGUUCACUCCGAGGCGAAGCCAUUCACCUGCUCAAUUUGUGGAAAGGGAUUCACUCAGUCAUCUACCCUGCUGGUACAUCAGCAAGUUCACACUGGGGAGAAGCCGUUCACCUGCUCAGUCUGAGGGAAGGGAUUCACUCAGACAUUCACCCUACAGAGACAUCAACGAGUUCACACUAGAGAAAGGCCAUUCACCUGCUGAGAAUGUGGGAAAGGAUUCACUCAGUCAUCCCACCUACUGGCACACCAUCAGUUCACAAUGGGGAGUGGCCAUUGUUAUGAAUCUCUAGGUUUUGUUUGCUGUGGAGAGAGAGAGAGAGAGAGAGAGAUUAAGAAGGCAAAUGUGUCUGACUUGCAGCUUGUUUACAUCGCGUGCAGCUUGUUUAGUUUUAACCGAGGACACAGACACUCAGAGACAGAUAGAGACAAAGGAGGAAAAAUGGAAGAAUUGAAACCAGGGAACUAGUGGCCAAGGGUCACUGUUUGGAACCUUCCUUCGCCCACAAGGGUGGACAAAUUAUCGAUUCACCAUACAUCGAAUGUGUGGUUGUCACCUCAUUUGAUCCAUAGCAGAGGAUCUGAUUUGGGGUAUCCUGUGGAGACCACUUAUGUGUUAACCCUUGCCUGGCUGUGGUGUGGUAGUUCACUUGAAGAUGAUACCCCUUAUGACAAGUCACUUCGGGUGAUAAUUAGUAUGUGGAUUUGGAAGGAUGACAGAUAAAAUCUACAGCGACUGUUGGUCUCGUUUUACCACCAUGGAACCUGUGGAAUAUGACAUAAUGGCCUUCUCUCAACAUUUACCCUGGAUUACAAAUAUCUCUCUCUCAUCACUUAUUCUGUAGUUGAACUGAACUUUCAUACUUUACCAUCUCAAGACUCCAAGCCUUGUUUCCCCCGAGCUCAAUAGUUUGGGAGUUUUAUUUCUACAGAUUUAUACACAUAACACUCAUGAGGAAAUCUGUAGAUGCUGGAAAUUCAAACAACACACACAAAAUGCUGGUGGAACCCAGCAAGCGAAGCAGUAUCUAUAAGGAGAAGAAAUGUCGAUGUUUCAGGCUGAGACCCUUCGUCAGGAUUAACUGAAAGGAAAGAUACAAAGAGAUUUGAAAGUAGUGGGGGGAGGGUGAAAUGCGAAAUGAUAGGAGACAGGAGUUGGUGGGAUGAAGCUAAGAACUGGAAAGGUGAUUGGCGAACGUGAUACAGAGCUGGAGAUGGGAAAGAAUCAUUGGACAGGAGGCCUCAGGAGAAAGUAAGGUGCGGGGGAAGCACCAGAGAGACAUGGAAAACAGGCAAACAAUUAAAUAUGUCAGUGAUGGGGUAAGAAGUGGAAGAGGGGCAUUAACGGAAGUUAGAGAAGUCAAUGUUCAUCCCAUCAGGUUGGAGGCUACCCAGCCGGUAUAUAAGGUGUUGUUCCUCCAACCUGUGUUUGGAUUAAUUUUGACAGUAGAGGAGGCCAUGGAUAGACAUAUCAGAAUGGGAAUGGGAUGUGGAAAUAAAAUGUAUGGCCACUGGGAGUAGUCUGUUGCUGCUGGUUCUUUUUUAAAGCGUUAUGGUUUGUAACAAAAUGGGGCCUGCGUCUGGGAUAUGAACAAAUUUAAGGAUUGAUUUAAUAUCGAUUUCAUUGGAUAAAUCCCUUUUGAUUUAUUUGUGUGUGGAAAAUCUGCAGCAAUGGAUGUUGAUAGAUAUCUGGAAGUGUGAACCUCUCAGGCAUUAGAAGACACCAGAAGGAUUGAGUUAUUGAGUAUUGCUAAAGUGUUAAUAUUUGCUAAGGUGAAAUUGACAAUGAGGAGGGCACAGAUGCAGAGGAUAAUAGCUGAACAUUAUGUAUCUGAGGGGGUGUUUAAAGUGGAGGAGUUGGAGGUGUUUCCUGAACGUAAACCUAGUGAGCUUGAGCUCCAGUACAAGUGAGAAAAAUUAAAGAUGGAGGCAGAGGCAAUUUCAGGCUGGAGAGAUAGAAAAGCAGUAAGAAAAUACUCUUACUAAGUGUAAUUAAGGGGAAGGCUGAGCAAGCCUAUUCUGCUUUGACAGCGCUGAAGCAGCUUAUUAUUUAUUUAUUUAUGCUUCCCCAAUCAUCGCCACUGGGCUAUAAAUGUGCAGGAGCUGUGUGUGGUUCAGUGCUUUGCUCAAGGACACACACGCUGCCUCGGCUGAGGCUCGAACUCAUGACUUUCAGAUCGCUAGUUCAACACCUUAACCACAUGGUCACACACCACAUAUUAUGACCUAGUGAAACAGGCUGUGCUCAAAGCUUACGAGUUGGUCCCAGAAGCAGACAGGCAAAAGUUUAGAAAUUUGAAGAAAUCUAUGAACCAGACAUACGGAAUUUGCUUAUGAGAAAUUUGUGUGUUUUGACCGCUGGUGCACAUCUGAACAUGUAAAUGAUGAUUUUAACAGCUUGAAAGAGUUGGUUUUAAUUGAAGAAUUCAGCAGGUGUGUCCCUGAUGACAGAAAGAUGUAUUUAGAUGGAAAUGAUGCUGCCACUAUGGAGGAAUCUGCUGGAUUAGCAGAUCAGUUUGCUUUAACUCAUAAAGUUAUGUUUACCCUGAAUAAGAGUUUCCAAAAGGUACUUGUCAAGUUGUGGGUAAACCUAAUGAGCUCACCCCAGUGGCCUGUACCUGCAUUCAGUGAACCCUUUUUCCAAAGUUAUAGUGGAUUGUGUUGGCCCAUUGCCAAAGACCAAAGCUGGCCAUCAGUAUCUGCUAACUAUUUUGUGUACCACAUCCAGAUUCCCAGAGGCAAUACCUCUCAUACAUAUUAAAGCUAAAACUGUGGCGAAGGCUCUCACCAAGAUUUUCACAUUAUUCGAUUUGCCUAAAGAAAUCCAGUCUGAUCAAGGAUGUAAUUUUACAUUUGGAUUAUUCCAGCAGGUAGAACUGGGAGCAAAACAAAUUGCAUCACCUGCAUACCAUACAGAAUCACAAGGGGCUUUAGAAAGAUUUCAUUCUACCCUCAAAACAAUGAUUAAGACAUAUUGUGUUGAAAAUGGAAAAGACUGGGAUGAAAGAAUACAUUUGCUUUUGUCCACAGAAAGAGAAUCAGUACAGGAAUCACAGGGCUUUACUCCAUUUGAACUUGUAUUUGGUCGCAGAGUGACCUUUGACCUUGUUAAAAGAAACAGUGGAUUGAUGUUAACUGUUAGACUAUAUUUUGAAGUUCAAAAAUAAACUACACCAAACCUGAAAUCCAGUGAGACAAAACUUAAAGAUUUCUCAAAACAAAAUGAAGUGUUGGUUUGAUAACAGGGCUCGCGAAAGAAAAUACCAGGUGGGAGAUAAGGUACUUGCCUUAUGUUGACGAAUCCACUUCAGGCGAAAUUCAAUAGACCAUAUGAAAUAGUCUCCCAAAUUAAUGAUGUGAAUUAUGUUAUUAAAACACCCAACUGACGGUGAACUAACACAGGUGGUACACAUAAAUAUGAUAAAACCUUUUUUGAACAAGUAGGUACCAUCUGUGUGUGUUGUUGUCAAAACAAAUGAAACUGGCAACCCUGAGAAUGAAACAAUUGACUUGUCUGAGACUUUUUACAAGCCAAACAUGGUCCCAGUUAGGCUAAUGAACUCGGUUGUUCCAGAAAACAUUGCUAACAGGUUGUCUCAUCUGCAGCCAAAGCAACAACAACUUGCUUGUCCGAGAAAAUCUUAUGGUGGUGCUUUGGAAGGAUAGAUUAGAGAGCUCUUCUAGGGAGGCCAUUUGGGUGGAAUUGAAGAAUGGGAAAGGUGCAGUAACACUGAUAGGAGUGUAUUAUAGGCCACCUAAUGGGGCGCGUGAGUUGGAAGAGCAAAUGUGUAAGGAGAUAGCAGAUAUUUGUAGUAAACACAAGGUGGUGAUUGUGGAAGAUUUUAAUUUUCCACACGUAGACUGGGAAGCUCAUUCUGUAAAAGGGCUGGAUGGUUUAGAGUUUGUGAAAUGUGUGCAGGAUAGUUUUUUGCAACAAUACAUAGAAGUACCGACUAGAGAUGGGGCAGUGUUGGAUCUCCUGUUAGGGAAUGCGAUAGGUCAGCUGACAGAUGUAUGUGUUGGGGAGCACUUCGGGUCCAUUGAUCACAAUAGCAUUAGCUUCAAUAUAAUUAUGGAGAAGGACAGAACUGGACCUAGAGUUGAGAUUUUUGAUUGGAGAAAGCCUAACUUUGAGGGGAUGUGAAGGGAUUUAGAGAGAGUGGAUUGGGUCAAGUUGUUUUAUGGGAAGGUUGUAAUAGAGAAAUGGAGGUCAUUUAAGGGUGAAAUUAUGAGGGUACAGAAUCUUUAUGUUCCUGUUAGGGUGAAAGGAAAGGUUAAAGGUUUGAGAGCACCAUGGUUUUCAAGGGAUAUUAGAAAUUUGGUUCAGAAAAAGAAGGAUGUCUACAAUAGAUAUAGGCAGCAUGGAGUAAAGGAAUUGCUCGAGGAAUAUAAAGAAUGUAAAAGGAAUCUUAAGAAAGAGAUUAGAAAAGCUAAAAGAAGAUACGAGGUUGGUUUGGCAAAUAAGGUGAAAGUAAAUCUGAAAGGUUUCUACAGUUAUAUUAAAAGCAAGAGGAUAGUGAGGGAUAAAAUUGACCCCUUAGAGAAUCAGAGUGGUCAGCUAUGUGUGGAACCGAAGGAGAUGGGAGAGAUUUUGAAUGAUUUCUUCUCUUCGGUAUUCACUAAGGAGAAGGAUAUUGAAUUGUCUAAGGUGUGGGAAACAAGUAAGGAAGUUAUGGAACCUAUGACAAUUAAAGAGGUGGAGGUACCGGCGCUUUUAAGAAAUUUAAAAGUGGAUAGAUCUCCGGGUCCUGACAGGAUAUUCCCCAGGACCUAGAGGGAAGUUUGUGUAGAAAUAGCAGGAGCUCUGACGGAGAUCUUUAAUAUGUCAUUAGAAACGGGGAUUGUGCUGGAG